AUGGAAACUGCCUUUCCACAAGCUCACGUACACCAUGAAACGGCUAAAUCUUACUUCAAUGAUUUGAGGAAAAUGGUAUGUUACCUAAAUGACAUAUCAUUUCUAAAAAUUGUCUAAAUAUGUGAAAUUGUAGUAACAAUUUACUUAAAACUAACAUUUAUUGCUUAAAUAUUUAAAAUUUUUUGGUAAAUUAAUAACAUCAUUAAUCCACAAAUAACAACUAUUAAAAUGACUAUUUCUAUAAUAAUAUUGUUGUAGAUCAACUGGCCAGUAAAAGAAGCACGAUGUGAGUACGUAGCCAUGCAGAGCAUUCAACGUGCCAACUUCGAACGUCUAAAAGAAGUCUUUAACGCGUACGCUUCGGUCGAAAAGAAUGGCAAAAAGCAUAUGACUGACGAUGACUUUAUCAGAAAGUACCUUGGUUUAUAUAUCGAAGAGAACUACAACAAAGAGACGGUCAGACUGCUGGCUAGUGCUGCUGACACUUCUAAGGAUGGACUGGUGUCUUUCGAAGAGUUUUGUGCUUUUGAGGCUACUCUUUGCGCGUGGGUUUUGUUUUUUGUUAGUUUACUUUUUAGGUAACAAUAUAUGCAUAUCGUCAUAUGUAUGUGACAAUAAGAUGAUAAUUCAAAGCUUAUUGGCUAUAUUGAUGACAAUUUUAGACCAGAUGCCUUGUAUCUGACGGCGUUUGACAUCUUCGACAACAAUGCGAGCGAGUCGAUUACCGCAGAUGAGUUCGAGAAGGUCAUCAGACAUACCACACCGCUACAAGCCAUGGAUUUCGACUUCAACAGUGAUUUCAUUAAGAAAUACUUUGGAGCGUAAGUUAACAUAUUGUUUUGGUUUUCAAAGAGCGUUAGUGUUGGAUGUGUUACCUAAAAUUUUAAAAUUUGGCAAUAAUGAUAAUGUUUUAGGAACAAACAGCGACAGAUUGGAUACCAUGCGUUCUGUCAGCUUUUGCAUGACUUCUACGAAGAACAGGGUCUUCAAGCCUUUAAAAAGUAAGGUCAAUAAAUAUUGUGGGUUUCUUGUAAUUGGGUAUUAGUCCAAAGAAAUAUUUUUUUGAGAAAAAAACGAUUAUAUUAUAUAUUUAUUUUGGUAAAUGUUAUUUCUGAUGUCUACAUGGUUGAUUAUAAAUAAAAAUUUAGAUUUGACAAGGCUGGAGAUGGUAGUAUUACAUCAACCGACUUUUUUCAUAUUAUGACAACAAUCAAGUCUCACUUGCUGACUGAUUUUGUCAGGAACAACUUGAUUGCUGCUGCUGGUGGAAAUGCAAGCGCUCACAGAGUAUGUUGCAAUAUGUUUACAGUAUAACUUUUUGUUACCUAAAAUGGGGCGUUGCUACUUUAGGUUACUUUACCAUAUACAUGGUUAUUGUGUCUUUUAAUGAUAAUUAUAAUAAAAACAAGGAUUUUUGCACUGUCUGUAAACUAAAACUUUGUUUUAGGUCCGUUUUCCUUUCUACCAAGCUGUGAACUCUCUCCUGAACAAGGUGGAGUUAAUCAAACGAGUUUACAUCUCCAUGGCUCGCGGUAAUUUGGAUCUGAAAGUAACAAAAGAAGAAUUCCUACAAGCUGCUCAAUGCUACGCUCAGAUCACACCGUAUGAAGUAGAGAUUCUGUUCCACAUCUGUGAGUUGGCUCAUCCCGGAAACCGGCUGUUGGGAAUGGAAGACUUGGAACGUGUCGACCCCGACAGACUCAAGAGAGUUACCUACAUGACCCGACUCACCAACAUCAAGGCGGUUCACACCAAAGAUGAACGUGGAGUGGGUACGGCGAUUCUGGAGAGCGCUUAUCGUUUCACGUUGGGUUCUAUUGCUGGUGCUACUGGUGCUACGGCUGUGUAUCCGAUUGACUUGGUUAAAACUCGAAUGCAGAAUCAGAGAACGGGAAGUGUGAUUGGAGAAGUGAUGUACAAGAACAGUUGGGACUGCUUCAAGAAGGUCGUCAAGUUUGAAGGUGGGUUUGCUACCUUAAUUUAAUAUUAUACGUUUGUUCCGUUUAAUACACAUUAUGCUUUGUACUCUUUAAUUACGGAUUCAUUAUAGUUUUUUAAAAUACGUUCCAACCUUAUGCGUGAGUGUAUUUAGGUGUUCUCGGACUCUACCGUGGUCUUUUGCCCCAAAUUGUUGGUGUUGCGCCAGAAAAGGCCAUCAAGUUGACGAUGAACGACUUGGUACGUGACAAGUUGUCGAAGGAUGGCAGAAUUCCUAUUUGGGCUGAGAUUCUGGCUGGUGGUACUGCUGGUGCUUCUCAAGUCGUAUUUACAAAUCCGUUGGAAAUUGUCAAGAUCCGGCUACAAGUUGCUGGCGAGAUUCAAGGUGGAGCGGUAAGGCUAUUCCUAUUUCAUUGAACUUCGAAUUUUUUCGAAGGCUCAAAAUGAAAUUUUUAGUAAAAGGAAUCAUGUUGAUGUUUUUUCUAAAAUCCGGGGAGCAACCAGCUCAAUCAUUAAUUUUUUUUAUUUUAGAAAGUUGGAGUGUUUCAAGUACUGAAAGAACUGGGGCUUUUCGGACUGUACCGUGGAGCUCGUGCUUGUUUCCUCCGUGAUAUUCCUUUCUCCGCCAUCUACUUCCCUGUCUACGCCCAUGCCAAGAAGAACAGUGCUGACGAUCGUGGGCUGAAUGGACCUGGAUCUCUAUUCGCUUCAGCUUUCAUUGCUGGUGUACCUGCUGCAGCUUUAGUCACUCCAGCUGAUGUCAUCAAAACUCGACUUCAAGUAGCUGCCAGGGCUGGCCAGACAACGUACGACGGUGUUAUCGACUGCUUUAGGAAGGCAGGUGUUAUUGUUUGGCAAAUCAUAGUUAAAACAUGAGUAAAAAUGUGUUUAAUGCCGUAGACUAAUACUAUUAUUUUGUAGGUGAUGAAGGAAGAAGGUGGAAGUGCUUUGUGGAAGGGAACGGCUGCCAGAGUUUGUCGAUCGUCUCCUCAAUUCGCUGUGACAUUGUUAACAUACGAACUGUUACAAAGAGUGUUCUACGUGGACUUUGGAGGCACACGACCUACAGGAUCAGAAGUGUCGGCUCACGCUAGUGUUGUAGACAGAGCGUCAGGCAAUCCAGAUCACGUGGGAGGCUACAGUCUGGCAGCUGCCACUUUCUCUGGCAUCGAACACAAAUUUGGCUUAUUCCUACCCAAGUUUGAAGUCACUAGAAAGUAA
Messenger RNA from Bursaphelenchus okinawaensis, 3159 nucleotides. The record is from the annotation of a GenBank genome assembly. Lineage: Eukaryota; Metazoa; Nematoda; Chromadorea; Rhabditida; Aphelenchoididae.